Messenger RNA from Mus caroli (Ryukyu mouse), 1382 nucleotides. RefSeq names its product yippee like 3 (gene Ypel3). Lineage: Eukaryota; Metazoa; Chordata; Mammalia; Rodentia; Muridae. The record is from RefSeq and is a predicted model, not a curated record.
GGGUCUCAGGUAAGGCUUGGCGAUGCAGGUAAGAUUCCCCUCAGCGGAGAUGAGGCUCAGCGCCUGCAGGUAAAAACCCCUCCUCUCCCUAGGGGACCCUCUUCCUUUAGGGAGGCCUCCUGCCUCCUCCAGGUGAGAGACCCUUUCCCCAAGCGAACUCCAUGUACCCCACAUUUGCCCUAUCACUAGUCCAAAUAGCGUCCCAAGGACCAGUCAGUUUCUCCCCCCCCCACCCCCAAUUCCUCAAAACUGAAAACUGGCAGCCCAUCCACUCUGAAGCCCCUUCUUCACGUUUCAGAUGCCAGUUCAGAUGCCAGCUCAGCAGGGGUGAGGCCAGAAGCUGGUGGGUGACUCACCUAGAGCUCCUCCUAGCCUCAGUUUACCCGCUGAUGCAACCUGAGGCCUUCUCAGUGAGUCAAAACUGAGAUGACUCUGGUCCCUGGUGAGACUGCUGGCUCUAGGGAAAGGAGAGAGCAGCCAAGUGUGACAGAGUCCCCAUAGUUCUGGGCUUGUCUACAUGUGUGUGGCCUUAGUCCUGAUCGUCUACCUUCCUUCCUGGCAGGCACUGGGCUCCCUCUGCUCCCCGUGGGCCGCUCCCCGCGUGGGGCCACUGCCCUUGGCCCCCGCCAUGGUGCGGAUUUCAAAGCCCAAGACGUUUCAGGCCUACUUGGAUGACUGUCACCGGAGGUAUAGCUGUGCCCACUGCCGUGCUCACCUGGCCAACCACGACGACCUCAUCUCCAAGUCCUUCCAGGGCAGUCAGGGACGUGCCUACCUCUUCAACUCUGUAGUGAAUGUGGGCUGCGGGCCAGCAGAAGAGCGGGUGCUGCUGACAGGUCUUCAUGCUGUCGCUGACAUCCACUGUGAGAACUGCAAGACCACUUUGGGCUGGAAAUAUGAGCAAGCCUUUGAGAGCAGCCAGAAGUACAAAGAGGGGAAAUACAUCAUUGAACUCAACCACAUGAUCAAAGACAACGGCUGGGACUGACCUAGCUCCUGCCGCAUGUGGCUUCAGCCUGGCCUGGCCGCCAGGGGGAGCCACUGGUUUCGCUCCUCCUGAAGGGAGCUCUGGACCCUCAGGGCCCCCACAGGGGAAGGACCCAGCUCCUGUACAUAUAUUUUAUUGCAUGCACUGUGACCUUGGGGGGAGACAAAGAGGGGGAUUGUACCCCCGCCCCCUGCACCUCCCUGCGAUCUGGCUGGCUUGGAUCUCAUUUUUUAACCCCUUCCUGUCUUGCCUGUCCCAUAGAUAAGGCCUGUGUGCUGCUCUCAUGGCCCCGGUGCACCACCUUUCUGUGAAUCUCUCCCACUGGAUCCCUCUUACCUGCAACGUGUCUGUUCUCGUUCUGUAGCGUUUGUAAAUAAUAAAACAGUGGAAUGGA